Molecule: messenger RNA, 4858 nt
Organism: Phalaenopsis equestris
Lineage: Eukaryota; Viridiplantae; Streptophyta; Magnoliopsida; Asparagales; Orchidaceae
Product: mediator of RNA polymerase II transcription subunit 14
Biological process (GO): regulation of transcription by RNA polymerase II
Cellular component (GO): core mediator complex; mediator complex
Molecular function (GO): transcription coregulator activity
Source: RefSeq, a predicted model, not a curated record
UUGACCCGCUUUUCAGGUUCUUACCUGUUGGCCGUUUGAGCGUCUCGCAUGCUCGCGCUCGGACGAGUCCAGAGCAGUAUGCGGAGAGCGCAAGGGAAACCUUGAUCUCCUCUUCCGGUUAGAUUGGGAAGCGUGCCCCUGAAGGCGACGGCGGGAUGGCGGCGGAACUAGGGCAACAGACGGUGGAGUUCUCCACCCUCGUCCGGCGAGCGGCAGAGGAGUCAUAUCUCUCUUUGAAGGAGCUCGUAGAUACUUACAAGUCUCCCCAGGAGCGAUCCGAUUCCGAGAAGAAGAUUGACCUCCUCAAGUUCAUUGUCAAGUCUCGCCAACGCAUGCUUCGCCUCCACGUCCUCUCGAAAUGGUGCCUACAGGUUUAUGAAAGCUGCCUGGCUACUCUGAAGAUUCCAAAAUCUAUAUUACAGGGUUCAGAUUUAUUAUUAAUGGGGUUUCCACAAUCUGGGAACUCCUAUUUUUUGUUGAUGCAGCUUGAUAAGGAUUUCAAACCUCUUUUUAAUUUGCUAGAGACUCAACCAGAAACUGAUGGGAAGUCAUUGUCAGUCGGUAACAUUAAUCUUGUUGUUCGCUUUAAUAAAAUUGACAUUAGUCAGAUGCAGAUGGUUGAUGAUGAUUUGAAUUUGAGCCUUCUAAACUGGCAGAAGAUAAGCUCCCUCCCAAACUUGGCUACUUUGAAUCAACUUUCUAAAGAUGUCCUUCCAAUGUUGGGGUUGGAGCAUGCUUUGCAAUUUCCUGACUCUACUCAACCAAGCUUUUCAUCUAUUGUUGAUGAAGUGUUUGAAUCUGACAAAGAUGCUUCAGGAACCCAUGUUGCGGGUCAAAAUUUUCCCUCUUCAUUUAAUGUGCCAUCCUUUUCACACUUGAGCUCUCUUUCUACUAAUAGUCAAGGAACAAUUGUUGGUGUUGUUGGUUCCCCAAAGUUGGAUGGUGGAAUCCAAAAUUCUCAAAUAAGCACCUUCAACAAAGUUUCUGCCAGUUUGAAUAACUCGUUUUAUCCAUCUAGUAAUGCGAAGGUUCAACUUAACAGUAGCAAUUCAGCUAUUUUCUCCUCAAGCUCAACAAGAAACACCCCUUUUCAAAAACUUUCAUCUUCAAAAUCUGAACAGGAUUUGAGCUCUCUCAAGCCUCUGUAUUCUAGUGACCUUGGUCAGUUUACUUCUUUGGAUGAGGAUCAAGCCAAAUUGAUAACCGGUUCUUCAGGUUCUGCAUUAGUUGUGAAUCGAGGAAGCCAGUUGAUGUCUCCACCCCAGGCAACUGUUUCUCGGGCCUCAGUACCUAUUAGCAAAAUAAAUGGUUCCAAAGGUUCAUCUUCUAACCAUUUAGCUGGAUAUUUGAGAAGUACUGAUUCAAGUUCAUUGAUUGCUGCCCCCUCUUGUCAAAAUUUAGAAUCUGGAACCUCACAGGCCUUAGGGCUAAGGGUUAUUUUUAAACAGGAAAGAACUGCUCAUAAAAGGUCCCUGUCUGACAUUUUAAACAUGAUACCAUCAUUCAAAGAGCUAGAGCAGGAUGGUCGUCCACGGAAGAGAAUGAAAACCUCAGAAUCCACUGAUUUACCCGAAUUGUCAGCUUUCCCAUCACGCAGAUCUGGCGUACACAUGUAUGGGAGUCUCCUUGCUGAGGCUACUCAUGGAAAUGCUCCUUCAAACAUAUAUGUGUCUGUCCUCCUCCAUGUUGUUAGACAUUGUUCACUGUGUAUUAAGCAUGCUAGACUAACAAGCCAAAUGGAAGCUCUUGAUAUUCCCUAUGUUGAAGAAGUUGGUCUACGAUCUUCAUCUUCAAACUUGUGGUUCCGAUUGCCAUUUGCUCAAGAUGGCUCAUGGCAUCAUAUUUGUUUACGUUUAGGCAAACCUGGAAGCAUGCAUUGGGAUGUUAAAAUAAAGGACCAACAUUUUCAGGAAUUAUGGGAACUUUAUAAGGGAAGUACUGGUACACCAUGGUACCCUGGUGUUCGUAUUGCUAAUGCAUCUGAUGUUGAUUCUCACAUCCAUUAUGAUCCUGAAGGAGUGGUUCUGUGUUAUAGAACAGUUGAAGCUGAUAGCAUUGCGAGGCUUGUUUCGGAUUUAAGAAGGCUAUCAAAUGCACGGUUAUUUGCUCGUGGAAUGAGGAGGCUAAUUGGGGCCAGAGCAGAUGGUAAAUUAGAUGAUUCCAAUGCAUGCUCUGACAAUAAGCUGCAAGUACAAAAAGCUGUUAAUGAGCCUGUUGACAAGUUAACCGAACAGAUGAGAAGAACAUUCAAGAUUGAGGCUGUUGGUCUUAUGAGUUUAUGGUUUAGCUAUGGUUCAAUGCCUGUAAUGGCACACUUUGUUGUUGAAUGGGAGUCUGGCAAGGAGGGCUGCACAAUGCAUGUUUCUCCAGACCAUCUAUGGCCACAUACAAAGUUCCUGGAGGACUUCAUCAAUGGCGGUGAUGUUGCAUCCUUCUUGGAUUGCAUCAGGUUAACUGCUGGACCCUUGCUGGCUCUAGCUGCUGCGAUACCUCCUGCUAGGAUGUCUGGUCCUGUAUCUACUGGUCCCUCUCCCGUUUGUAAACCUGGAAGCUAUGUCCCAUCACUGGGAUUUCUCCCUAAUUCAUCUAUGUCUAAUGUUGUUAUGCCUGUAUCUCCUGCAGCCUCAACAGGAACGUCUGUUUCAGCUCCUCUUAAUAGUCACAAUAUUCAAAAUGCAGCAACUCUGUCUGCUGCUGGAAGAUGUGUUUCAGGAAUUGUUCCCAGUUCACUGCUACCCAUUGAUGUCUCUGUGGUCUUGCGAGGCCCGUAUUGGAUUCGUAUAAUAUAUCGCAAGAGGUUUGCUGUUGAUAUGCGUUGCUUUGCUGGAGACCAGGUUUGGUUGCAGCCAGCAACACCACCAAAGGGAGGGCCUGCAUCGGGGGGUUCAUUGCCUUGCCCACAGUUUAGGCCUUUCAUCAUGGAGCAUGUUGCACAAGGUUUGAAUGCUUUGGAGCCUAAUUUUCCUGCUGGUGCACAUUCUGGCGGGCAUUUGAGCUCAAGCAAUACUGCACAAAAUUCUAUAGCUCAGCCUAUGGUACCUAAUGGAAAUCGUUCUGGUCCUGUUACUGGUGCUGGAAUGCCAAGACCUGUAGCUCUUAUUGGGAACCAGAUGUCUGGCAACUUGAGCCGCGCUAGCAAUAACAUGCUAACAACAUCUGGGAUGCCUUCAGGUAUAUCAGGGGUACCGAUGAGGAUAGCUCAAGGUACUGGCGUCCCUGUGCAUGUUAGAGGGGAACUGAAUACUGCUUUUAUUGGUCUUGGAGAUGAUGGAGGUUAUGGAGGUGGAUGGGUUCCCCUAGCAGCACUUAAAAAGGUUUUACGUGGUAUUCUUAAGUAUCUUGGCGUCUUGUGGUUAUUUGCACAGUUGCCUAAUCUUCUCAAAGAGAUAUUGGGUUCAAUCCUAAAGGAUAAUGAAGGGGCAUUGCUAAACCUGGACCAAGAGCAGCCAGCCUUGCGCUUCUUUGUUGGUGGGUAUGUAUUUGCUGUAAGUGUCCACAGGGUCCAGCUUCUUUUGCAAGUUCUGAGCGUGAAACGUUUCCACCAUCAACAACAACAGCAAACACAAACCAGCGCACAGGAGGAGCUUUCAUCAUCUGAGACUAAUGAGAUAUGCGACUACUUCAGCCGGCGCGUUGCUUCAGAGCCUUAUGAUGCCUCGAGGGUUGCAUCCUUCAUCACCCUCCUCACCCUCCCAAUUUCAGUCCUGCGUGAAUUUCUGAAACUGAUUGUUUGGAAGAAAGGUUUAUCUCAGGCACAUAGCGGAGACAUAGCUUCCACACAGAGAGCACGGAUCGAGUUAUGCUUGGAGAAUCACUUGGGGUCUUCUUAUAAUGAGAACUCAGAUGUCUCAUCUGUGUCAAAAAGCAACAUCCAUCAUGACCGUGCCCACAACUUCGUCGACUUUGCUCUCACUUUUGUCCUUGACCCCGCUCAUAUACCCCAUGUCAAUGCAGCUGGCGGAGCUGCUUGGCUUCCAUAUUGUGUCUCAGUGAGGCUAAAAUAUUCAUUUGGUGAGAAUCCCCAUAUAUCUUUCCUUAGAAUGGAUGGGAGCCAUGGAGGCAGAGCUUGCUGGUCUCGUGGGGAUGACUGGGAGAAAUGCAAGCAGAGGUUAGCGAGGGCCGUGGAUUAUGCCAAUGGGAGUUCUGUGGGAGAUAUUAGCCAGGGAAGAUUGAGGCUGGUCGCCGAGGCGCUUCAAAGAACGCUGCAGGCCUCGCUGCAACAGCUAAGAGAGGGCUCUCUUUCUUCUGCCGCUGCCAUGACAUAGAAGCUAGAGGUCUCGUCAAUGGCUGAAUUCAUUAGAGAUCUUGUACAGUGUAAAUUAACCAUCAUCAAAUGGUUUGUCAUCAGGAUGGAGAAGCAUCAUACAUUAGCAAGGACCCAUUUUUUCUAAAUGAAUUCAGAUCAAACAGGGAAAGAUGAAACCUGAAAGUCUACUGCAUGCAUCGGCUACGCCAUUGAGUGGUUCAGUUGUCAUCUGAAUUUUGAACCGGAAGAAUGAUUUGGUGUACAAAUGGUUGGAUGUGUGUGACGUAGGUAGCUGGGUCAGAUAAAUGAUAUUUGUUGUCCAGUCCUUGAAGAAUAAGUAGGGCAUUGUAGAAAAGUGGGUUGGUAGUAGUUGUUGUAAUAUAUGCCCUAGUGAAAGUUUUGGGGCUACUGCUCGAUUAUAUUUCAUUUGUAGGAACUCUAUAAACCUGGCUUCCAUCAUGCCUUUGGAAUCAUCUAAAGAAACACAGUUUUUUCUUCAUAUUGAGUGGAAGAUCUAUUUUCAAGUUCAUAUUUUGCUACCAUAUUUAUGUAUAGAAAUCAAUGUUUGUAGAUUCAUAAUGAAGCCAUUGUUUUUGUUUAUAUUACAUUUCA